This is a messenger RNA of Folsomia candida, 1666 nucleotides long. RefSeq lists its product as uncharacterized. NCBI's taxonomy places the organism in Eukaryota, Metazoa, Arthropoda, Collembola, Entomobryomorpha, Isotomidae. Bases 71 to 1387 code for a protein of 438 amino acids. The transcript has 6 exons. The record is from RefSeq and is a predicted model, not a curated record.
UUCCAGACUGUUUGAAAUAAUAAUAGACGAAACAUUUCCUCCUCGUUUGAAUGGGUGGGAUAAGCACGAAAUGAUUAAUUUGUCCUUCGUUUGCGCCGAGUGGGCGUGCGAGGCAAGGAAAUAUAUUCAUCAGCGAGACGAAGACGGCAGAUAUUUCUUUUUGGAUUCCUGGCUCUCGUCUAGGCUAGAUAAUGGUGCUGGGCCGACCGUUGUGGCCCUACUGCCGCCUGCCCUCUGGCCAGCUGUGGGGCCAUGCAUAUCAAAUGUUGACGCGUCAAGGCGCUGUUUUUCAAAAGAAAGUGCUGCAAAGAUUUCAAAACUUGUGCCCGAUUUGGAAAUUCUCGUGGCCUCCGUGGCAUUUUCAAAAAGUUGGUUUAAGAAUGGCUAUUCAAUCCACACCGUAUUUGACGGGAGCCUACAAUUUCUGAACGUCAAGGAGCUCACGUUGUGGGUCAACGGGCCUUGUCCUUUUGUUGAAGUGCGCAGCCAAACUUAUCCCGGGCCUGAGUCCAGCUAUGAACUCACACCGGAACAAGAAGUUAGCGAGUCCGAAACAAUGCUAAGGGCGUUCCCAAGGUUGACCGUGUUAAGCCUAGACAAUCACAUUUGCCCUGUUUUGGAAGCCAUUUUAAGCAUGCUUGAAAACGCACCACCAUCGCUUGAAUCUAUCUACCUCGUCGUCCGAUCGGAAUGGGUGACAAAAAAAAUCGUGGCGCAAUACCCGCUCCUGAUGCAACCUCACUGGAUACAAAUUCCUAUCACGAAAAUCUUGUUCGUGGUUUUCGUGGGCAUUGAAUACCCUACAUUUCGGGAAGAUGUAUUUUUCUUCCAGGUUUUACUAAACCAUUGCUCUCUAACUCUGGAGAAAUUGGAAAUUACUGAAUUGACUGCACACAUGGACAGUCCCAAGGUAACAAUUGCCUUUCCAAAGAUGCCUCGAUUAAGAAAAAUAAAGCUGGUCCAGAUGCCUUGGCCACCGCACAUUUGCUACCGAUAUUUUACCCCCCAAGUGCAGGACGAUGACCCCGCGAUACAAUUUCCAUCACUAGAAGAACUUCUCUUCGAUGGAGUUCAAUGCUAUCAAUCAAGCGAAAAAUGUUACGAUCUGGACGCCACCUUGUUCAUGAUUGAAGCCCUAUUCCCGUCAGAGACCAAGCCUUGCGAGUCGUUACAAAUGUUGUCAAUUUUUUCCGGGGUGCACGAUGAGGUGUGGCAGAAUGACGAAGAUAUAAUGCGGCUACUACCUCCUCCCAUGGGGCAUCUUGAAGUUGAGAAGAAUCAUUUAUGUCAGGCAUUACCAAGCACGAUUGCACGUUUUAAAGGAAAAAUAUUAUCCAGAUUUCCGAAUUUAGUGACGGAAUGUGAAAAUUAUAUCGCUUCGAUUUAGAAACAAAUAUGUACCCACAGAAUUUAGCGUUGUAAAGUUAGAAGUAUUUAGCUCACUCAGUAGUAAUGACUUUGUAGAUAUAACUUUGAACCAUUAAUAUGGAAUAAGCUGCCAGAAUGGAUCCAUGUUUUUGAUACGAUUUUGUACAAAUAGAAUCUCACAAUUGAAUUGCGAAAUUCUCACUUUUUUACCUGCAAGCUAAAUAAAUCCGUUAAAACGUUGAGAAGUAAAUAGUUACGGGUGAGUCCCUACACGCAAAACACAAAUUGGUCAAAUCAA